AUGGGGAACCUGAGAGUUUCAUCAAUACUUUUGCUUUCUCUAGUUGUAGGUUCCAUCAUUGCUGCUUUUGCCAAUAAUUUCCAUCAAGAUGUGGAGAUAACAUGGGGCGGCAGCCAUGCUCAAAUACUUGGUCGACGAGGAAACCUUCUGACGCUUACUAUGGACAAGACCUCAGGAGGGGCCGGUUUUGAGUCCACUAAAGACUUCCUCUUCGGAAGGUUCAACAUGCAAAUGAAGCUCAUUGCUGGUAACUCUGCAGGCACCGUUACCACCUUCUAUUUAUCUUCUGAAGGCCCAUCUCACGACGAAAUUGAUCUUGAGUUCCUAGGCAACAAAAGUGGUGCUCCUUACACUCUUCAUACCAAUGUGUUCAGCCAUGGACAAGGGGGCAGAGAGGAAGAAUUCCACCUCUGGUUCGAUCCGACAAAACAUUUUCAUGCAUAUUCCAUUGUAUGGAAUCCUCAAAACAUCAUAAUCCUGGUAGAUAACAUUCCCAUAAGAGCAUUUAGCAAUCAAGAAUCUAUUGGAGUUCCUUACCCCAACCACCAGCGCAUGAAGGUCUACGCGAGCCUGUGGGAUGCAGAUGAUUGGGCGACGAGAGGCGGGAGAGUGAAAACCGAUUGGUCCAAGGCUCCUUUCACUGCUUGCUACAGAAACUUCGUUGCUAGCAACGCAUGGGAAAUGCAAGGGCUCAGUGCUCGUGGCAGAAAACUACUGACUUGGGUGCAAAAACGUUACAGGAUUUACAAUUAUUGCAAUGAUUUGAAACGAAACCAGCGUCAUGGUCGCCCACCAGAGUGUAGUCAUGGUCCAUCCGAGACGAGAGAUAAUUAAUGUUGAGAGAUAUUAAAGUUAGCUGUAUCUACGGCUUUGAGUGGGAUAUGUUUAUCAACCUGUAUUUACAGUUUUAGUGACCGCUCUUUGUUAUUGUUGGAUCCCCAUGUCAAUCCUGUGAACCUCUUUG
Messenger RNA from Theobroma umbraticum, 964 nucleotides. Its product is annotated as xyloglucan endotransglucosylase protein 1-like. Gene Ontology annotation, molecular function: hydrolase activity, hydrolyzing O-glycosyl compounds; xyloglucan:xyloglucosyl transferase activity. The record is from RefSeq and is a predicted model, not a curated record. Gene Ontology annotation, biological process: cell wall biogenesis; xyloglucan metabolic process. NCBI's taxonomy places the organism in Eukaryota, Viridiplantae, Streptophyta, Magnoliopsida, Malvales, Malvaceae. Gene Ontology annotation, cellular component: apoplast; cell wall.